UCCGGGCGGCGGCGGCAGCGGCGGCGGCCGGGCCCGCGCCAUGAGCAUCGAGACGCUGCUGGAGGCGGCGCGGUUCCUGGAGUGGCAGGCGCAGCAGCAGCAGACCGCACGUGAGGAGAAUGAGAAGCAUGAGAAGCUCUGCCUGGAGAGGGAGCAGGAGCAGAAGAAGGCGGGCAAGGCCAGCGUGCCACGGGCCAACAGCGCCCUAUCCCCAGAGGAGCCCCGGAGCGAACUGCUGGUGCCCAUCUCCCCCCCGGGCCCAGUGCCCCCGCCGCCCCCGCCCCUGGCAGCUCCCAUUUCAGUCAUUCCCAUCCCUGUUGUCACCAGUUCCCCCCAGCAAGCAGCCCAGACCGCCCUGUCGCCGCCGCUUGUGCAGCGCCACCAGCCCCUCGUAAGCACUCCCAGCGUCCCGAAGGAAGCCCCGUCGGUGGCGCCGGUGAUCCAGCGGCCGCCGGGCCCGCACCUGCCGGAUGGGAAAGCUGCGACCCCGCCGUCGGGCAGCCCCAAGCAGCUCCAGCAUUACGCGGCGCCGGUGCUGGCCAUCUCCCAGCACCAUGUGGUCCCACAGCCCAUCCAGCCCCUGCAGCACCCAGGAGCGCCCGCGCCGCUCGGCGCUCUGAAGCUGGCGCCGGCAGACGACAUGAAACCCAUCGAGCUCAAGAAGAGAAUUGGAGGGGUUGGGACCAGGGAAGUACAUAAUAAAUUGGAGAAGAACAGACGUGCACAUUUGAAAGAGUGCUUUGAGACAUUAAAGCGCAACAUCCCCAACGUAGAUGAUAAGAAGACCUCAAACCUCAGUGUCCUCAGGAGUGCCUUGCGAUACAUCCAGACUUUAAAGAGGAAGGAGAAAGAGUACGAACACGAGAUGGAGCGGCUGGCGAGAGAGAAGAUCGCUACCCAGCAGCGGCUGGCAGAACUGAAGAACGAGUUGAGCCAGUGGAUGGAUGUCUUGGAGAUUGACAGAAUUAUUCGCCAGACAGUUCAGCCAGAGGAUGACCAGGCAUCUACCUCGACAGCAUCAGAGGGUGAAGACAACAUGGAUGAAGAUAUGGAAGAUGACAGGCCAGUGAACUCAUUACCAAAACUCACCCAGCGCCAGCACCCAGAGCUGCUGAAAACCGUCCCCCCCAAUGCUGCUCCCCCCCUCCCCACGGUCCUGCCCCCGCACGUGUCCAUCCAGCAGAAGCCCCACGCCCAGCCCCCCCUCCAGACACAAGCACUGGUCCCGCCGCAGGCGAUCGUCCCUGCACAGACUCACAUCGUGGCGGCCUCGACCGUGCAAUCGACUGUUAUCGCCCACACCGCCACCACCCACGCCUCGGUCAUCCAGACUGUCAACCACGUCAUUCAGGGUCCACAGACCAAGCACAUUGCUCACAUUGCACCUUCCACAUCCAGCCCCGUGCAACUCACCACUGCUGCUCAGCCCAUCGGCCACAUCACUGUGCACCCGGCCACCAUCAACCACAUGGCCCACCUGGGCCCGCAGCUGCCCAUCUACCCCCAGCCCGUGGCCGUCAGCCAGCCCGUCGUGAGCCACAUCGCUCACACCAUCUCGCACCAGCAAGUGAACGGCACCACGAGCCUGGGCCAGCCGGCCGUGAUGGCCAAGCCGGCCGUAGGAACCCAAGUUGUCCAUCACCCGCAGUUGGUUGGGCAGACGGUCCUAAACCCGGUGACUAUGGUGACCAUGCCGUCGUUCCCGGUGAGCACGCUGAAGCUGGCCUAGAGGGGACGGUCUGACAGCGAGGUCUUUGUUGGGAACCUUUCCUAAGGAAACUCCAUACAUUCCAACCACGUCCGACUUGGCGGGAGGGAGGCACAGGAAUGCCGAGAGUGGCCGGGCCGGGCUGUCCUGAGCCGCCCGGUGCCCAGCCUGCUGCCAGCGCCGGGACGGGGCCGCUCCGCGCUCGGAGUUGCUCAUCUGAGAAACUUCAAAGACAGUUGUUCAUGGUGAUUUUUUUUCCUUUUAUGUGUAAUGAGUGAACUAUGGAUAUGAUGUUCUUAAGACUUUAAUUUUGCCCUCUUACGUGUUGCUUCUUUGUAGAAUAAAAAUUGCUGAUCUCUUUAUCGAGACAUUGCGUAGAAUGGGAAAAAAAAAAUCAUAGAAGUCUAUAUUUAUAUAUAUGUGUGUAUGUGUGUGUAUAUAUAUGUAUAUACAUAUAUAUAUAAAUAUAACAUUUGAAGGCCUUUUGUAAGGUUGAUUAUUUUGCAGGAUUAUGAGACAAAAUUCAUUUUUGGAGGAAGAAGACAGAGUGUCCUCUCUAAACAAGAAACUAUAAGAUAGAUGGUUUGGUGGACCAGAGUACAGUGACAAAAAAACCCCAACAACAAACCACGAGUCAAACCAUGUUAAAGGUAUUUCCCAUCGAUAUAUUACAUUUCAAAAACCAUCUAAAAUCACUGUGACUUGUUAUGGCAUUUUAAGGAAAUUCUCUGUCCUGUCUAAUAAAAGGAAAAAGAAUACACAACCAGACUUGAUUUGUUGCCAUUUUAUAAAUGACUUGAUUUUUAUAGCUAUGUCAAAAAAAUACUGUUUUUUAUUAUUUUAAUGGUUGACAAUGCUUUGUUUGGAUGGUUUUGGGGGAAUUUGUAUUUUGUCUGGCUUGGUUUGCUGAUGCAAUAAUUGAUUUUUCAGAUCUCUGUGCAUGGCAUGGCCCAGGUCAGGGUCCCUCUUACCGGUCCAAGCCCCCCCAGGUCUCUCGGGUUUGUUGUUUGGCAGAGGCACGUGCUUUGUGCUGGCAGCUUGCAGGGCGUUUCUGUGGCCUGGUGGAUGGAACCUGGGACAAGAAGACCAAGAGAAAUGAGGUAGAUUUGCUGCAUGGGUUGAUGUUUGUUAGUUUGUUCUGUCCUGACCACGCUUUGGUGUGGGAGCCGGUGGGUUCGGAAAGGGAUAAAUGGGGAUGUGGUUCCCUUCCAGAGCGCAGGCAGUUCGAAUAGGUUUGUUCCCUUUGACAGGGAAACAAUCUUCCCUUAUGCAGGAUAAGGGUUUGCUGCAGGAGAUCAGUGAGAGCUCGUGUCUGACAGUGAGACGUGCACCAAAGAACCCUCAUCCCUCAGGACCCUCCUGUUCCCCCUUCCCGGUGGUUGGGGCAGACCUGUCUGAGGUCAGUGGCAAAUCUCAGAGAGCCAGGAGAGCAGGAAUGCUGUUUGGCUCUGCUGGUACCUGCCCGGGAGGCUGCUUAGGACAUGUUGAGCUGCUGGCUGAAUGUUCUGGUCCUUGCACUGUGUGCGUAGUUACUGCUGUAAAUGAUCUCCAUUCUGUCUUCCUCUUUUUAAAACAAGUAUUCCACAGUCCUUACUGCAGGCAAAAUGCUGCUGUAGCCAGCAGCUGUUCUCUUAGGGCAGGAUGGGAGGAUGGUCCCAGCAUGUGCCCUGGCGCUCUGGGAGAGGAGGAGGAGGUCAGGGCAGCUGAGCCAUCGCUCCUCACUCUGCGCCCGGCUGCAUCCAGCGUGGGGCGAGGUCUCCUGCAGGAGAACAGCAUCCAUACUCUGCCCAAAAGACCUGUUGACUCUAGCAGGACUUCAGCCUGUUGAGGACUGUUGUGAACAGCGUCAGGGGUUUAAUUGAGAACAUCUGCCUGUUCCAUACUGUCCCCAGUUAAAACUGAUCUGGAGGCAGGAGAAAUGACUGCAGAGUUCAGGGGUGAUUGUGCCUUCUGAGCAGGUGUCACUGGGAACUGUGUAAAGUCUGUUUAUAAAGCCCCAGUUACCACUUGUUUUAUUUUUCUUUCAUGUAUCCUUGAGUUCAGGAAGCUCUUGGCUGUGCUACCAGCACAGCUCCUGCAGAAUGGGCAAACCUUGAAGGAUUUCUUAUCCUAAAACCAUAUUUAAGCAGAUGGUUUUUCUCAUUCCAGUGCACCAGUAACACUGGGGGAUUCCCAGAAUUGCCAGGGCUUGGUUGUCCUUUGUCCCUGCAGGUGCUUUCCCAAGGAGGCCGUUGUGUGCUGGUAUUUGAGGUAGGGUUGGCUAUUGGGUCAGUUGCUCCUCAUCAGAAGCUCCUCAAGGCUGAGUAUGUGCAGCAGAAUCACCUCCCUUCCCAGGAGGGACUGUGUGGCUUUGCCUUCUGCAGUGGCAUCAGGAGGGGGAGGAUGUGUUUUUCUGCCUCUUUUUACUGUUCCAACUCACAAAAUAACAAAAUCUCCUCCGAGGAGAGAAGAAGGAGCUGGGUUGAGAAUGGGCUCAGUGCAGGAGCAUUGGCUGAGCCCCAGGGAGAUGAGCUUUCUGAUGGGUUAUUGAAUGGCCUGUGCUGUAUGGACAGGGCUGCUGCUGCUUUCAUCUUCUGCUCCCUUACAGUUUAGAGUGCAAAAAGUGGCCCUACUUUGCCCAGUCCUGUAUCUUGGCUAGUUUUUCUUUCCCUUGGGAGUUGUGCCAUGCUGUGUGUCUGAUCCCCUUCACAGGUGUUGGCCUCCCCAUUAGGAACAUCCCCCUUGGCCAGCCCCGUGAGCUGCUCCAGAUGUCUUAUGUACCCCUGUUCUCAUCUGCCUUUUACAGGGCUACCAGAAACAUUUCUUUGGGGUUUUUCUUUUCGUUUUUUAAAGUCAGCCAACUUUUCUCUAGUCUGUGGGAAGAAGAGCAGCCACAGCCCUUUCUUCUCCACCUCUGUUAUUCCUGCUCAGAACCUUUGGAUUUACACUGAUGUUUUUAGAAAUCCCGUUCAGUACUGUAUGAUAAGGGGCACUUUAGGAAUGUCUCUCCUCCUUUGAUACAUGUUUUCCCUAUGGAGAAAGCUAUAUAUAAAUAUAUAUGUACACUUGGGGAUUCAUAAGAUCUAAUUUGUCCCCCAAAAAAUCAAUAAAUAUGAAGUUUACAAGAAAUCUCUUCUGUUGUUGAAUAAUAUUAGUUAUUGGUAACCAUACCACAGAAACAAUAGAAAACGGAGUUUCUACAUUGUAGUUUGAGAGGGUUUUCUGUCCUGUCACACCUGGCUCAGAGCUUGUUUGUCAGUGGAGAUGGUUCUGCUGAGGGCAAGUGCCCUUGCAGCCCGCAUGCUCCGUGUCCCACUGCCGACAGCUGAGUGGUGCUCAGGAGCUGGACCCGUGCUUAGAGCUCAGCCAGCACGGCCAGGGGUGUUUGAAGCUGAGCAGAUCUGUGGGCACAGAACCCCGGGGAUGGCAGCGGUGCCGCAGGGAACCUCGUGCUGGCCCGGCUGGGCUGAGCCUGCCCGCGGCAGCCCCGGAGCCUGCCAAAGCCACUUCCAGCUCGCCUGCCAGGGAAGUGCAGGCAGAGGGCAAAGAACCCAAACUGCUACUUUAGAAUGAUCCUGAAAAGAGCUCUUAACGCUGACACUUUAGAUACAGGAAUGUAUUCCUGACCUCACCAGUAAAAAUUAGCCAGAUCUGCGUAGUUUAGCUUAGGAAGGGAAGUGAUCUGAUUUCCCAUGUUCUCUGCAGUUGCUUGAGUGGGAUCUGAGAGGCAGUGGUUGCAUGUCCCUGGGGGCAGCUGGUGACCCACAUCUCACAUGGGGAAAUAAGGGCUGGAGCCAAACUGCUGCCGUCGGGGUUUUUCUGCACACGCGUGUGUGUCCGUCUGUCUGUCCGUGCUGGGGCUGAGUGCUGGGUGUCAAAGGCCAGAGGGGCUCCCGUGUCACCACUGGGCCCCUGGCCACUGGCACGGCUGGGUUUUGGUUUCUUGAGCAGAGCUGGACAAAGGGGACGGCCCUUGGCAGAGGCCUCUGCUCUCCAGGCGCCCACAGCGUGUCCGGAGCGUUCAUCAUCCCACUGAGCUGGCUGCUGCCACUGCUGUUGGGCUCCUUGUCUUUUUUUUGUUUGUUUUAUUUCAAAGUGGCCUUCUGUAACAAAAGAACAAAAGAAACAAAAAAAAUGCCUUUGGGUGGUUUAGGUGGAGGUGAGGUGUCGCUGCUGUGUCGGUGUCGGUGUGGUUGUCCGUACGCACGCCUGGUAGAUUCCUGUAGACAUGCAAUGCAAGGCUUAUUGUGUCUGGUUUUCGUAUGUAGCCUGUGUCUCUUUGGACUGGUUUGCAUCCUGAGGGCGUUUUUUGCAUUUAAAGAAAAAAAAGUGAGAACUAUUCCAGUUUGGGUGGGCACAAGGGGCUCUGGGAGACCCCCCCAUGUGCCAGGGGUCAGAGGGAAGAUGUCCUUUGCCCCAUGUGAUGAUGUGGUCGGUGCUUGUUUGGCCCCUUUGCUUUCUGUGAUGGGUAUCAAGUGUCCCCAGCAGGGUGAGCAGCCUUGGCCAGAUGAAGCAGUUGACCUCUGCUUACCUGAGCAGGACUUUGGCUCAGCCUGUCUCAGUGUUCAGGCACUUGCUUAAUUAGCUUAGUUAGAUACGUGCCUGCUGUAGGGCUCUUGGAGCGUGCAUGGGGGUGGGCAGCUCUGAGCACUCGCAGGUGAGGCUCCUCUGAGACUUGGCAUGUUUUUUUCUGAACAGUUGUUCAUUUCAAUCUUAUUUUGAUUCUGAAAGCUAUGGGGGUGAGGAGAGGAAAACCCUCAUACUUAUUGCCUGUUUUCCAUCCCUUGUUACCAUUGGGGACAGAUUAAAAUGGAUUAUAACACUAUGUUUAGGUUAUUUCUUCCCUGAGUGAAACAUCAGUUGUUAGAAGUGGAUGUUUAGUGUUAAGGAAAAUAGGCUGUGGAUAGAAUCAGUCACGGCUUCCUUCUGUCCCUGUUACACAGAACUUGAUAAUCCAAACUUGAACUAUUAAAGUACCAGCCCGAGCCCAGCACUGGAUGGGUGCAGUCUUGGCAAAGGUUGUGUUUGGCUGUUCCCAGGCUGGCUCGCUCCUUGCCUGGGGCUGCUGAACAGCGAAGGAAGGCCCUGCUCACCUCCAUCCCUGCACUCUUGGUGUGGGGACAGGGCUGUUCUGUGCUGGGAUUUGGUGGGAAUGGGCCAUGGGAUGUCAUUGUGCUCCUCAUCAGGACGGCAUGGCUGGUUCUGCUCUAGCUCUGGAUGAGGCCCAUUGAUUCACCCUGUUCCUUGUGCUGUGAAUAGCAAUUUGAGUGUGAGGGAGCGCUGGUGCAGAAGUCACCACGGCUCGCCAGGGGAAUGCCCCAAACUCCCAGCCCAGCCGUCUCUGUUGUGAGAUUUUUCCUGGCUGGCUGGCAGGCAGGCAUGUCCUCCCUGAGAUUGUGUUGCUGUGGCCGGCACGGGCGCCCGCGCUGGCUGCGGUGCUGCCCCGGGCCGGCCAUCGGGAACGCUCCGGCCAGAGCCCGCGUGCUGCCAGCGGGAUCCCGGUGCGAAUGCCUUAUGGAUACGCCUUAACAACCUGAGCCAAAAGUGUGGUGGGGCUUGACAGAGCGAGAUACCAGGGACUGACUGCAACCACCCAAUGAUUUAUUGGCUUCUGGUCAGGCCCCAGCCUGGGCAUCGCUGGGUGAGGAGCUGUGGUGGGAGCAGGGACCCCCUGCUCUGUCACUGCAUGUGACCUCCCUCCCUCCUGCCUAAAGCAUUUAUUUAUUUAUUUUAUCUCGCUGUGCUCCCCGCGUUAGGAAUGUGUCACUGGAGCUGCUGAUUGUGAGCCCAGUCGUUGCCAUCGCUGGCCCGGAGCCCCCGUCCCUCCCCUGCACCUCACAGGAGCCCCCGCGUCGCGCUCACCUGGGCAGGUGCAGUCCGUGUUUACAGUGAGGACGUGUCACUGUGUUACCAAUUUACUGAAAUACUGAAUAUUGACAAACUAGACUGUAAAGAUUUUUAUGUGUUUGGAUACAUCUGCUAUGUGAAAAAGCAACUAAUUUUGUACAUAUUGUAUUUUUACUAUUCAGCUGUACAAUACUGGCUCUUCAUGCUCCAGAAUUUAGGUAUCCAACAUGAAUGAUAUCCAUGUAAUAAGCACUUGCCUGAAAUAAAUAUAAACCUGAAAUAAACAUGCACUGAAAUCGGAAA
This is a messenger RNA of Corvus hawaiiensis (hawaiian crow), 7837 nucleotides long. It is a transcript of the gene MNT, whose product is annotated as MAX network transcriptional repressor. The record is from RefSeq and is a predicted model, not a curated record. Gene Ontology annotation, biological process: regulation of transcription by RNA polymerase II. The transcript is spliced from 6 exons. NCBI's taxonomy places the organism in Eukaryota, Metazoa, Chordata, Aves, Passeriformes, Corvidae. The coding region runs from base 41 to 1729 and encodes 562 amino acids. Gene Ontology annotation, molecular function: protein dimerization activity; DNA-binding transcription factor activity, RNA polymerase II-specific; RNA polymerase II cis-regulatory region sequence-specific DNA binding.